AUGUUUGGUAACUCUCGAUGGAGCCAGUCCAUUAACAGCUGCGGGAAGGCUGCAGGUGUCUACACCUGGGAGGAGGUCCAGAAACACAGCAGCAGGACCGACCAGUGGCUCGUCAUCAACAGGAAGGUCUACAACAUCACUCAGUGGGCCAGGAGACACCCGGGUGGGUUCAGGGUCAUCAGCCACUAUGGAGGAGAGGAUGCCACGGAAGCCUUCGCUGCUUUUCAUCCUGAUCCAAAGUUGGUGCAGAAGUUUCUGAAGCCUCUGCUGGUUGGAGAGUUGGCACCAACAGAACCGAGUCAGGACGGGAAGAAAGAUGUGAGAAUCAUACAGGAUUUUGAGGAUUUACGAGAACAAGUGGAGAAAGAGGGUCUUUUCCGUGCUCGGCCUCUGUUCUUCUGCCUCCACCUGGGUCACAUCCUGCUGCUGGAGGCCCUCGCCUGGCUCAUGGUUUCAUACUGGGGGACGAGCUGGAUGCUGACAUUACUGUGUGCACUCAUGCUGGCAACUGCUCAGUCUCAGGCCGGAUGGCUGCAGCACGACUUUGGUCACCUGUCUGUCUUUAAGAAGUCCAAGUGGAAUCACCUGGUGCACAAGUUUGUCAUCGGACAUUUAAAGGGAGCCUCAGCCAACUGGUGGAAUCAUCGACAUUUCCAGCAUCACGCCAAACCCAACAUCUUCAGGAAAGAUCCGGAUGUCAAUAUGUUGCAUGUUUUUGUGCUUGGGAAUACUCAACCUGUGGAGUACGGCAUUAAAAAGAUCAAACACAUGCCCUAUAAUUACCAGCAUCACUACUACUUUCUUGUGGGACCACCUCUGCUCAUCCCAGUUUACUUCCACAUUCAGAUCAUGCAGACAAUGAUUUCCCGUCGUGACUGGGUGGAUUUAGCUUGGGCCAUGACGUACUACCUUCGUUACUUCUGCUGUUAUUCACCACUGUACGGCGUCUUUGGCUCACUGGCACUCCUAACCUUUGUAAGGUUUUUAGAAAGCCACUGGUUUGUGUGGGUAACUCAGAUGAAUCAUAUACCAAUGGAGAUUGAGUACGAGAGGCACCAGGACUGGCUGACCAUGCAGUUACAAUCCACGUGUAACAUUGAGCAGUCCUCCUUCAAUGAUUGGUUCAGUGGACACCUCAACUUUCAAAUCGAACACCAUUUGUUUCCCAUGAUGCCCCGUCACAACUACCACCUGGUGGCCGCGCGGGUUCGAGCGCUGUGUGAAAAACACAGGAUUCCUUACGAGAUGAAAUCUUUGUGGCGAGGAAUGGCUGAUGUUGUCAGUUCUUUGAAGACCUCGGGGGAGCUCUGGCUCGAUGCAUAUCUCCAUAAAUGA
Nematolebias whitei (Rio pearlfish) is the source of this 1335-nucleotide messenger RNA. It is a transcript of the gene fads2, whose product is annotated as fatty acid desaturase 2. Gene Ontology annotation, molecular function: oxidoreductase activity, acting on paired donors, with oxidation of a pair of donors resulting in the reduction of molecular oxygen to two molecules of water. Gene Ontology annotation, biological process: lipid metabolic process. The coding region runs from base 1 to 1335 and encodes 444 amino acids. The transcript is spliced from 13 exons. Lineage: Eukaryota; Metazoa; Chordata; Actinopteri; Cyprinodontiformes; Rivulidae. Gene Ontology annotation, cellular component: membrane. The record is from RefSeq and is a predicted model, not a curated record.